Molecule: messenger RNA, 1699 nt
Organism: Ruditapes philippinarum (Manila clam)
Lineage: Eukaryota; Metazoa; Mollusca; Bivalvia; Venerida; Veneridae
Exons: 3
Coding region: 1-816 (271 amino acids)
Source: RefSeq, a predicted model, not a curated record
AUGGGCCCUGGGAAAAUUAAUUCUGUUCUGUUAAAAAGAAGAGAUGACGACAGUGAAGCUACCACAGCAAGACGAUAUGCAGAGCAUUUAAUGACACCUCUUUUAGAUGGGAUGACUAACAUGAUUGGCACAUACCCAGGAACAAAGUGUAGAAAAUGUUGUGAUAUGAGACACCCAGUGUCUGGGGAUUAUGGAGAUACUUCAUUUGGUCUGCAAGGUGGAUGGCAUGGGAAUGUUGACAUACUUGUCACAUGCAAGAAUGAAGAAUUACUACCUGUCUUUAUUGGAGAGUCAAUCGACGAUGAAAUUUUAGAAACUGAUGAAAACAUUGUGGACAAUUCUUUAGAUCAGAUUAUGGCAGAAGCAACUGUUUUCUCAUUUUUUCAGCGUAAACAGAAUUCCGGAAGAUUAAAACAUAAUUUGAUUCCUAGCAUCGGAAUUAUCAGUGGAAAGUUAGUUGUCUUCAUGUAUGACUGCGAAAAUGAUGUUCUACUUGGAUCAAGUGUAAUGCCCCUUUUGAAUCAAGGUGGUGUCGCUGUCAGCAGUGUUAUUUUUCUCUGGUUCGUUCUGAACUACAAGCUGUUCGGUACAGGACUGAUUGCUGAGCUUAAAAGAUACCAGGCAAAUGUACACAGACUACUAGGGGAUGAAAAGCUUGAGGAAUACAAAACUAAAGUUUCUAUGCCUUUUAACAACACAUUUUGUCAAGAUAUAUCAUAUGAUCCAACAAGUUUUUUCCAUGAAGAUCCAAAAAGGAAAUUAAAUAGCUACCCUGAAGAUCAAUAUCCAGUGAAGAAACUGUUGAAGAAGCAAUGACAGUAGCAAUGAAUUUUUAACAUCAACUGCUGAAAAAUCAGAUAAGUUUGUGAGGAAAUGAACAAUUCAGACUACUGGUCAAUGUGAAAUUUUCACAAAUUUAACGCAUCUUUCUGCUUAUGCCCAAAAGGUGGCAUAUGUCUGCGGUUUGAUUUCUUUUUAUGGACAGAUUUUAAAAGAAUUUUGUGUUGCAUGUGAAGACAAUAAGCCCCAUGUUAUUAUACUUGAAAGGAUUUUUUCCUUAAAGUGUUUUUUUCUGUUGUAUACUGACAUUAAUUUUCUAUAUAGAUUUUAAAGCAACAUAGUAACAAGUUGUUGCGGACAAAAAUCAAGUAUCAACAAGUAUGAUAAUUAUAAUUAUUUCAUAAAAGUAAAUACAUUGAUGAUCACGUCUGGUCAACAUUUCCGCCAAUCCGAGAUGCAUUUUUGUAUUGACAUAAUGUAUGUUGUGCAUACCAGGUGUCAAUGCAAGAGCAAGGACUCCAAACUCAAAGGUCACACUUGUACGUCCAAAUUCUUGUUCAUAUAAGUGCAUUCAUGGACGAUUGUAUCCAGGUUGAUAUUUCUAGAAUCCUAGAAUAAGAUGGUUUUAAAAAUUAAUUAAAUUUAAUUUGAUUAAAUUACUUGAUACAAAUAUGUUAGAUAUGAUGGUGACACAUAGUAGCUCAACGGUUAGUGUCACACUUAUAAUGUCCUUUGUGGUCUAGGGAAACAUUCAAAUGCUUCAUGUGGUGCUGUUUUUAACCAGGUUUUCAACGAAAACCGGGUUAUUGUAAUGCCGAAGUCGGCAGGCGGACGUCAACUUUUGGUUGCUGCUCAAUAACUUGAGUUUGCUUUGGCCUAUUGACACCAAACUUGGUGUGUAGGCAGCAUAUUGCAACCU